AUGAAUAUUGAUACAAAUAAUGAGGAACAACACUCCAACAAUCAAAGGAAUGAAGAUCAAGAAGCUACAAAUGAUUACGCUGUAAAAAUAAUGCAAAUUCAUUCCAACAUUCCUGAUGAUGAGAUACCAAAGGUUAGUAUGGAAUUUGAAACUGAAGAACAAGCUUAUAAUUUUUAUAAUGUUUAUGCUUAUAAGGUUGGUUUUAGCAUACGGAGAAGCAAAAGUCAUAAGGAUAAUGAAAAUGGAAAAAUAAAAAAUAGAACUUUUUGUUGCUCAUGUGAAGGCUUUCGGGAGAAAGAUAAACGAAAUGAUAAUGUGAAAUGUCAUCGUGCUACAACAAGAUUUGGUUGUUUGGCAAGGAUGAAGAUAAAACUUCAUCAAUUUGGAAAAUAUCAAGUUAUUGAAUUUAAUGCAGAGCAUACACAUGUGACUUCAAGCCCCAGUAAGAGUCACUUACAUAGGUCACAAAGAAGAAUAACCCCUGCUCAAGCAUCUGAAAUUGAAAUGGCUGAGAAUUCAAGAAUUGCUCCUAAAGCCACGGAUGAAGAUGAUUUGUUAACAAAUAUAUUUUGGGCGGAUGCACGAAUGAAGGAAUCAUAUUAUAACUUUGGUGAUGUUGUUAGCUUUGACACAACCUACCGAAAAAAUCAUGAUUGUCGACCUUUUGCUAUGUUUGUUGGGGUAAAUCAUCAUAAACAAACCACUAUAUUUGGGGCUGCAUUGUUAUAUGAUGAAACUACUGAAACAUUUAUGUGGUUAUUUGACACAUUUGUAGAAGCUAUGUCAUGGAAAAAACCAAAAACUAUUCUUACUGAUCAAGAUGCGGCAAUGGAAAAAGCAUUAAGAUCCCAAUGGCCAGAAACGUAUCACCGUUUAUGUAUUUGGCAUAUGUAUCAGAAUGCAGCUAAACACUUGAGUAGUGUUUUUGAAAGAUUUCGUGAAUUUGCUACUGAUUUUGGAAAUUGCAUAUAUGAGUAUGAUGAAGAAUGUGAAUUUAUUGAGGCUUGGGGGAACAUGCUUGGGAAAUAUAAUCUUGAAAAUAAUGAUUGGUUGGCACAACAGGUCAGGGUUAAGGAGAAAUGGGCUUUAGUAUAUGGAAGAGAGACUUUUUGUGCAAAUAUGACUACUACACAGCGAAGUGAAAGCAUGAAUAAUGUACUUAAAAAGUAUGUCAGCUAUCAACACACUAUGUUGCGUUUUUUAGAGCAUUUUGAGAGGUUGAUUGAUGAUCGACGUUAUGAAGAGUUAAAAGCCGACUUUAGAGUAAGUCAACGUAAUUUGGCACCAUCACUUCCAAUUGAAAUUUUGAAUCAUGCAGCGAAUGUGUAUACCCCUGCAGUGUUGAGAAUGUUUGAGGUUGAGUUUUCAAAGGCUUAUAGUUGUGCUAUGGAACUUAUUACUGAGUUAGGAGUUAUGAGAGAAUAUAAGCUUACUCCGAAUGGUAAGUCUUUUCACCACACAGUUAAAUAUGAUUCAUCGGCUAAUACAACAAUAUGUAGUUGCAAGAAGUUUGAGUUUGCAGGAAUAUUAUGCUCACAUAUUCUUAAAGUCUUUUCCUUUCAUAAUAUUGUGAAAAUACCUUCUCAAUACAUUUUAAAGAGGUGGACAAAGCAUGCGAAGAUGGGAGUUACAAGUAGUACCUUUGAGAUUAAACAGGGAGAUGAUCCUAAAGCAAGUUUGGCAUUACGUUAUCAAGAUUUGUCAAGAUCCUACACUCAUAUUGUAACAAAAGCAUCAGUAACUGAAAAAGCCUAUAAACUUGCUAGAGAUGGUUUUAAACAACUUUCAGAUGAUGUGGAUGCUUGUUUGGAAGAAGAUACCGUUGGAAGAAAAGAGGAGAAUCGUACUACCAGUGGAAUCAAUACAACAAUAAAAGGUAUAAAAACAAAUAAUAAGAGAAUUCGUGGUAGUUCUUCUACACGUCCAAAGAAUGCUCUUGAGAAGAUGCGUAAAAAAACUUGUCUACAAAACAGGUUUCACAAGUCUUUAACAACAAUAAUCAAGUCAACAAUUAUAUGCCACUUUAUUAAUAUGGCACCUGAAAAUCCAAGCAUACAAAUAAGCAUGACUGAAUUACUUUUACAGGCCGAGAAGACACCUAUUGGAUUUGAAGAUAGUCAAUCUUUCAAGAAUAUCUAA
This is a messenger RNA of Humulus lupulus (European hop), 2139 nucleotides long. RefSeq names its product protein FAR1-RELATED SEQUENCE 12-like. Gene Ontology annotation, molecular function: zinc ion binding. Bases 1 to 2139 code for a protein of 712 amino acids. The transcript is spliced from 5 exons. NCBI's taxonomy places the organism in Eukaryota, Viridiplantae, Streptophyta, Magnoliopsida, Rosales, Cannabaceae. The record is from RefSeq and is a predicted model, not a curated record. Gene Ontology annotation, biological process: regulation of DNA-templated transcription.